GACAUCAAUUGCCAAAGAGCAUCCUCGCACUUGUGUCGUCGCGUAUUCUCAUUGGUUUUCGACGCUACGAGUCCUUGUAAAGUUCAUUUUCACAAAACAACCUGUUUUUGAUACGUCUGCUACUUUAUACCGCGCAGCCGUGCGAGUCAUCGUCGAGUGAGCCAGCAUCGCUAGCAAGCUAUUGUGCAGCCAGCCGUCCAAGCUGACAGCUAUGGCUGCAGUCAUCCUACAUUUCCCCACGCUGCACGGGAUAAGUUUAUUCACACAAAAAUUGUUAUGGACUAAAAGUGGAGUGAGACUUGUUUCCGGAGGGGUGGGAAGGAUAGAGAAGGUGCUGAUAGCCAAUCGAGGAGAGAUCGCCUGCCGAGUAAUGCGUACAGCAAAAAAGAUGGGUGUGCGCUCUGUGGCUGUAUACAGUGAUGCAGACAUAAACUCUAUGCAUGUUGCCAUGGCAGAUGAAGCCUACAACAUUGGGCCAGCUGCUUCUCAGCAGAGUUACCUCAGCUUGGAGAAAGUUUUAGAAGUGGCGAAGAAGUCUGGAUCACACGCAGUCCACCCUGGGUAUGGGUUUCUCUCUGAAAACACAGAGUUUGCUGAGGCUUGUAAACAGAGUGGGAUCAUCUUCAUUGGACCACCAUCCUCUGCCAUCCGGGACAUGGGCAUUAAGAGUACUUCUAAACACAUCAUGUCAGCUGCGGGAGUGCCAAUCAUUGGAGGCUACCAUGGAGAUGACCAGUCAAAUGAAAGACUGCAAGCAGAGGCUGAAAAGAUCGGCUACCCUGUGAUGAUUAAGGCAGUCCGUGGAGGGGGUGGUAAGGGUAUGCGGAUUGCACGGUCAGACUCAGACUUCUUGGAACAACUUGAGUCUGCAAGACGAGAAGCCAGAAAAUCAUUUAAUGAUGAUGUUAUGCUGGUUGAGAAGUUUGUGGAAGAUCCCAGACAUGUGGAAGUUCAAGUGUUUGGGGACAUGCACGGGAAUGUUGUCUACCUGUUUGAGAGGGACUGCAGUGUCCAGAGGAGACAUCAGAAGAUCAUUGAGGAAGCACCUGGACCUGGAAUUAGUUCUGAGGUUCGUAGGAAACUUGGAGAAGCGGCCGUGAGAGCAGCCAAAGCUGUCAACUAUGUUGGAGCAGGUACAGUUGAGUUCAUCAUGGAUGCCCGGCAUAACUUCUACUUCAUGGAGAUGAACACCAGGCUCCAGGUGGAGCAUCCCGUCUCUGAGAUGAUCACCGGCACAGACCUGGUGGAGUGGCAGCUCAGGGUGGCAGCAGGAGAGCGCCUACCUCUCCUUCAAGAUGAUAUUGUGCUAAACGGUCACGCUUUUGAGGCUCGAAUUUAUGCUGAGGAUCCAAAUGAAGAUUUCCUCCCGGGUGCAGGUCCUUUACUACAUCUGUCCACACCUGCACCAGACCAGCACACUCGGAUAGAGACUGGAGUCAGAGAAGGAGACGAGGUGUCUGCUCAUUAUGAUCCGAUGAUAGCAAAGCUUGUUGUGUGGGGGGAGGACCGCUGUGCUGCCUUAAAGAAGCUACGCUACUGCUUAAGGCAAUACAAUAUUGUGGGUCUGAGCACCAACAUUGACUUCCUGCUGAGUCUCUCGGGCCACCCAGAGUUUGAGGCGGCGAAUGUGAGCACCAGCUUCAUCCCCCAGCACUACGCCGAUCUUUUCCCGGCACCAAGAGCUCCCUCUGGGGCGACCGUGUGUCAGGCCGCCUUGGGCCUGGUGCUCCAGGAGAGGAAACGCACAAAGGACUUCACAGGCACCUCCACAGAUCCUUUCUCGCCAUUUGGCUCGAGUAGUGGCUGGAGGCUGAACACGCAGUUUCACAGGAGAAUUCCGCUGCAGCUCGGAGACAAAAAGCUUGAAGUGGUUGUCACAUACAGCAAAGACGGGAGCUACACGAUGCAGUUGGGCGACGAGUUAUUUCAUGUGACAGGAGAGGUGGAGAUGGAGGGCGGUGCGUCUUUUCUCCACUGUUCAAUCAACGGUGUCAAGUCUCAACCCAAAGUGGUGAUCCUGGAAAACACCGUUCACCUGUUCUCCAUGGAGGGGAGCUCUGAAGUGUUCGUUCCAGUUCCACAGUAUCUAGCUGCUGUGAGUGGGUCUCGCGCUCAGGGUGGUGCCGUGGCCCCCAUGACUGGAACGAUUGAGAAGGUGCUAGUGAAGGCGGGCGACAAAGUAAAGCUUGGUGACCCUCUGAUGGUCAUGAUUGCCAUGAAGAUGGAGCACAUCAUUCGGGCGCCCAAGUCAGGUGUGAUUGGAAAAGUUUUCUUCAGUGAAGGCUCACAGGCCAAUCGACACGCUCCGUUGGUGGAACUGGAAGAAGAGAGCGGGGCUGACGUGGAAGCGCCUCACAGUUGAGUGGAAACCCGCAGAGCUGUUCAGGUUUAGUCUGGAAUGGUUGGGAAUCUCUUGAACUUGGAAGCUCAAAAUGGAUGUUGACAGCUAAAACGCAUCACAUCCUCAAGAGCUGGUGGCUUUUCUUUCCACUCUGCUGCCUUUAUUACAUCUUCGAGUCCAUGUAAUUGACGAUAAAAAUGGAAUCUGGUUAAUUCUAAUGAUAUGUGGGGGAACAUCUACGUUUUGUCUCUGACUGCAAGUAAGGAAUCACCAGAAUGCUGGCACAACUGCACAAUAUUUGAAUUGAUUACUGAUGAGUGAUGAAGAUUUGUCAUUCAUGUCGAGCCAAAUGCUAGUGUACAUUGCAGUUAAUAAAAGAUAAUCAGUGUUUAUAAAAUGUUUAUUCUCCAAAUAAAAAUGAACUUUCAGUCAUGCUAUCCCAA
Messenger RNA from Syngnathoides biaculeatus (alligator pipefish), 2784 nucleotides. RefSeq names its product methylcrotonyl-CoA carboxylase subunit (gene mccc1). Gene Ontology annotation, molecular function: ATP binding; metal ion binding; methylcrotonoyl-CoA carboxylase activity. Gene Ontology annotation, cellular component: mitochondrion. Lineage: Eukaryota; Metazoa; Chordata; Actinopteri; Syngnathiformes; Syngnathidae. The record is from RefSeq and is a predicted model, not a curated record. The coding region runs from base 212 to 2362 and encodes 716 amino acids. The transcript has 21 exons.